Molecule: messenger RNA, 711 nt
Organism: Octodon degus (degu)
Lineage: Eukaryota; Metazoa; Chordata; Mammalia; Rodentia; Octodontidae
Gene: Rbp5
Product: retinol binding protein 5
Exons: 4
Coding region: 83-490 (135 amino acids)
Biological process (GO): fatty acid transport
Cellular component (GO): nucleus; cytosol
Molecular function (GO): fatty acid binding
Source: RefSeq, a predicted model, not a curated record
CCACUGAUAGCACCCCUUCCGUUCUCACACCCAGUCUCCUGCAUUCGCCUACAGGCUUGGGCUCCAGCUUGACCACCCAAAUAUGCCUCCCAACCUCACGGGCUACUACCGCUUUGUCUCACAGAAGAACCUGGAGGACUACCUGCAGGCCCUAAACAUCAAUGUGGCUCUGCGGAAGAUAGUGUUGCUGCUGAAGCCAGACAAGGAGAUCAAGCACCAGGGCAACCACAUGGUAGUGAAGACCCUCAGCACCUUUCGCAACUAUGUCAUGGAAUUCGAAGUGGGAGUUGAGUUCGAAGAGGAUCUGAGGAUCGUGGAUGGACGGAAAUGCCAGACUAUAGUGACCUGGGAAGAAGAGCAGCUGGUGUGUGUACAGAAAGGCGAGGUCCCCAACCGGGGCUGGAGACACUGGAUGGAGGGAGACAUGUUACAUCUGGAGCUGACAGCGAAGAGCGCCGUGUGCAAGCAGGUCUUCAAGAAGGUCAGAUAGCCCACAAGAAGCUGACCCUCCAGACCCCUCUUCUGUGUCCCCUUCAAGCUCAGACUGUACCGGGUCAGCGCAUCCCUGUCUCCUCCACUUGUUAAUCGGUAACUUGCAGCCCCCAGCUCAAAGUCCUUCCUCUCUCAUACUCCUCUGCCCAACAGCUGUCCCUGUCCCAGGUCAAAGUCUGGCCUGGAUGUCAGCCCUGGAAUAGAACAUUGUCUCUUUCA